AUGUAUCACUACACCACUCCACCUCCCGGGUGGUCCUACGACUAUACGACCUCUCCUCCCACGUCUCCUCACUACGCCUACUACGCCUCCCCCUUCGCCAAUGCUUACGGCUCGCCGCGCGGUCCUUCAAAGCGUCACAACCGCAAAGCCAGCUACGCCGGUCCCAAAGAAACCGCCGGAUGGUAUGCUGGGUAUGGGCAAGGGUUCUACGAAGCGAUGCCAGAAUAUGGCACGCCACCGCGCAAGCACGAUCCUGUAAGUGCUUCUUUUGGUGGCUAUUCUCGUCGUCGCAGCACCAUGUCCGGGGCCCCAGCGGCGGGCCCCUGGGAACAUGCCGGCGCCCACCCGUCGCACCCGUCGCACACCCGGCCCAUUUUCGUGGAUGUGGUCGACGAUGGAUCCGAUGGUGAUGCGCCGCGAUACGUCUUCCGCGAGGAACCCAGUCCUCCGCGUCGCAAACCGUCGACGUCUCACCGCAAGCCCAAGCCACCCACUGAUCAAUAUUUCUACUAUAAUCAGGUGCCUGCCCAUGAAGAUGCUGAUGCGGCCAAGCGAUCUCGGGCGCGCCGUCAAUCCACUUCCACCCGCACGCCCAGCAAGCCAAAGCCGUCCACUCCCACCUCCAAGCCGGCCCCCAAAGCCACAGAAGCCGACGCUGCCCGAGAAGGGAUCCCCCCGGGCUACUCGAUCAAGAACUGGGACCCAACGGAGAUGCCGAUCAUUCUUCUGGGCAGUGUAUUCGACGCGAACUCACUGGGCAAGUGGAUCUACGAUUGGACCGUGUUCACGCAUGGGGCCUCAACGCCCAUGGCGGACGUAGCGGGCGACCUGUGGCUGCUGUUGAUCAAAUUGGCCGGCAAGGUGAAGAGGGCCAACGAAUGUCUUGACCGCAUCCGGCGCCCCGAGGCGCAGGAGGUCGUGGAGGAUUUCCUGCAGAGUGGGGAACGCCUGUGGGCGCGGUUCAAGAAGCUGCUCAAAACCUGUGAGCAGUUUAUGUGGAAGGCGGCCAAGCGGGAAGGGGGCAAGGGCUCUGUGUCGAUGGGCCGCAAUGCCGGCUGUGAGUUUGUCGAGACGAUCUUUGGCCGGGAUCGCGAGCUGGAGAGUACGGAGAAGCUGAUGAACAGCAUCCGUUUGUGGAACAUGCGGUUUGACGCCAACUGCGAAGAGAUUCUCCGUCGCCCGUCGGCUGCCUAG
Aspergillus aculeatus ATCC 16872 is the source of this 1194-nucleotide messenger RNA. RefSeq lists its product as uncharacterized. The record is from RefSeq and is a predicted model, not a curated record. The transcript has a single exon. The coding region runs from base 1 to 1194 and encodes 397 amino acids. NCBI's taxonomy places the organism in Eukaryota, Fungi, Ascomycota, Eurotiomycetes, Eurotiales, Aspergillaceae.